Molecule: messenger RNA, 1859 nt
Organism: Neltuma alba
Lineage: Eukaryota; Viridiplantae; Streptophyta; Magnoliopsida; Fabales; Fabaceae
Product: cyclin-D5-2-like
Exons: 5
Coding region: 258-1220 (320 amino acids)
Source: RefSeq, a predicted model, not a curated record
AGCACACGCACUGUCCACUCCCCCACAUAAAUUAAACGGCUGAAAUAUCGCCUCAUUCGCAGCCAAUGAUCCUCAUUAUUCAUUUCUCCCUGAUUAUCUCACUGCCUUCCUUCGUUAACUGCCAUAAACAACCUCUCACAGAUUUCUCCUCUGCGUCGCAGCUUCUCUUAAUCUUCCUCUUCUUGAUUAGCUAGCUGAUAUCACCCAGAAAUAUAUGCUCUCCACAUGUGAUCUUCAUUUCUAAGAUAGUAAUAAAAAUGGAUCAUUCGCUGUCCAGCCUUCUCUGCCAAGAAAACCAAGGAGAAGUGGCGGUGGAUGAAGAUUUAUACGUUCAUUUUGAGGAUUCUAGUGUUUCAGAGGAUGAUGAGUAUGUGGAAGUUUUGAUUGAGAAAGAGAUCGGAUUUGGGUUCGGAAGGGACGAAGAAUCUUUGUUGUUGAGUGAUUGGAUCAAAACUGCUCGCUUGUAUGCCAUCAAUUGGAUUCUCAAAACAAGAGCAACAUUCGGCUUUCGUUUUCAAACGGCUUACUUGUCUGUCACAUACUUCGACCGAUUCCUUUGUAGACGGUCCAUUGAUAGUGACAAGUGUUGGGCAUUUCGGUUACUAUCAGUCGCAUGCCUUUCUCUGGCUUCUAAGAUGGAGGAGUGCGAUGUUCCGGCACUUUCAGAGUUUCCUUCACAAGAUUAUAACUUUGAAAGCAAAUUGAUUCAGAGAAUGGAGCUUUUGGUGCUCUCCGCAUUAGAAUGGAACAUGAACCUCACUACUCCCUUUGCCUUUUUACCUUAUUUCAUCUCAAAGUUCUGCAACCAAUCCCCACCAGCUCGUAUUUGGUCCAACAUUAUGCAGCUCAUCUCCACAUUUAUGACAGAGGUCAAUUUGAUGGAUCAUAGGCCUUCUGUGAUAGCGGCGGCGGCUACUUUGGUGGCAAUUGAUCCGCAUUUGACAAGAAAUGCCGUGGAAUUGAAGAUGAGUUCGGUUUCUCAACACUGGAGUCUCGAAAUUGAAAACAUAGUUGCGUGCUAUGAUUUAAUCCAGAGAUUAUACAAGGAGAAAACUGAAAGAGACAAGAUUAUGCAUCCCUCCAGUCCUCCGCCGCCUAUCGGAUCGAUGGCAACCGACAAGCUUGAGACUUCUGUAGUUAGUUCUGCUGUUACGUCCAAGAGAAGAAGACUCACAUUCCCUGAUCACCAAGAAGGUCAUGGCAAACAUGACGCAAGUUAAGGGAUUCCACUAGGGAAAAUCAGAUUUUGAAUUUGCUUAACGAGUUUCAGAGGUUAUGAGUUCAAUUUUUUUUCCCCAAAAAAAUAGACAUAAACAUACACAUAUUCUCCUCCAAAGAAAACGAUGAAAGGAAAGGUGUUUGAUUACUAAUUGACAAGAAAUCGUAUGGCGUUGAUUGGAAGUGUCGCUGAGGAAGAAGCAAAGAGAGGAGGAGGAAACGUGAAUAAUAAGAAUCCUGGCUCUGGGCAAAUAUUGGAGCGCUCAGUGGACAAGAAAGGACAAUUGCCAGAUAUGGCAUGGAAAGCUACAUGAUGAACAGGGCCAAAUAGGCGAUAGUGAUAUGAUACUGAAUUGUUUUGCUUUUUAACCUUACUUUUUUGCCAUUUUUAUCCAAUCCCUUUUCUCUUUAUUUCUUCUGCUUGGGACUUUUUUUAACCUUGGCUUCCCCCACAUGAAAGUGGGUUUGUAAUGAAUUUAGCAACCCUACGGGGCUUGGGAUGCUCUGUUACUACUGUUAGUGUCUUGAAAAAGGGGUUAUGACUUAUAAGAAGUGUGUUGGUGUGAUUGGAUGCAUGGUUUUGUGUUGCAUAUUGGGCAUCACAAAGUUGUGUAAAAAGCUGAAUGUAAUUAUAUUUGCUU